CUCAUGGCAUUGCCCAGCAACAAUUCUGCUGUUCCAGUCUCUGAAUUCCUUCUCAUCUGCUUCCCUAAUUAUCAGAGUUGGCAGCACUGGCUGUCCCUGCCCCUCAGCCUCCUCUUCCUCCUGGCCAUGGGGGCCAACACCACUCUCCUGAUCACUGUCUGGCUGGAGGCCUCUCUGCACGUGCCCAUGUACUACCUGCUCAGUCUCCUUUCCUUGUUGGACAUCGUACUCUGUCUCACUGUCAUCCCCAAAGUCCUCGCCAUCCUCUGGUUUGACCUCAGGUCCAUCAGCUUCUCUGCCUGUUUCCUCCAGAUGUUCAUCAUGAACAGUUUCCUCCCCAUGGAGUCCUGCACAUUCAUGAUCAUGGCCUAUGACCGCUAUGUGGCCAUCUGCCACCCUCUGCGGUACCCAUCCAUCAUCACAGACCAAUUUGUGGCCAAGGCUAGUGUUUUCAUUGUGGCCCGAAAUGCCCUUCUCACUGCACCUAUUCCUAUUCUUACUGCCCGGCUCCAUUAUUGUGGGAAAAAUGUCAUUGAGAACUGCAUCUGUGCCAACCUUUCUGUCUCCAGGCUCUCCUGUGACAAUUUCACCCUCAACAGAAUCUACCAAUUUGUAGCUGGUUGGACCUUGCUGGGCUCAGAUUUCAUCCUCAUCUUUCUCUCCUACACCUUCAUCCUAAGAGCUGUGCUUAGAUUCAAAGCGGAAGGAGCUGCAGUCAAGGCUCUGAGUACGUGCGGCUCCCACUUCAUCCUCAUCCUCUUCUUCAGCACCAUCCUGCUGGUUGUGGUGUUGACAAAUGUGGUGAGAAAUAGGGUUCACAUGGACAUCCUCAUUCUGCUCAAUGUCCUUCAUCACCUCAUCCCCCCUGCCUUGAACCCUAUUGUAUAUGGGGUUCGGACCAAAGAGAUAAAACAAGGAAUCCAGAAAUUGCUGCAGAGAGGGAUGUGACUAUGUGCAAGAGAUUACUAAUCCCUCAUCUCUCUCCUCCUCUGUGAUUUUGCCUGGAUGCUGAGAUAGAGAAAUGUUUUGGGAGCAAACAUAUUACACACUGAGGCUCAGUUUAAUAACUGAUCCAGUUUCCUACCUUGACUCUCCUUGCUGGUUCAAGUGGAGGUAGGCAAGGAGAAGAAACCCAUAUUUCUUAAGUAACAGCUUUGAACCCAGGUAAUUAUAUUUAAGCAACUUAACUAAACGUCCCUGCAGGUAUUAUUCCUUCCAUUUUACAUACUAGAAAACAGUUUCUUCUAAGAGGGGAAACUGCCAACUAUUACAUAUCUGGGACGCUAUAGAACACAGAUUAAACUCCAGCUCUACAGCCUUUCUACCCACAGAAAUGUCAAUUUGAGUAUAUUUGAGACUGGAGACCAGGCUUCCAUCCCAUUCUCCUUUGGACUGUGUUUUUGCCUUGUUAUUGUGCAUAUGUAUUUCUUACCUGUACUUCCUUGUGAGCCAGGGGUUUCUCAGAGAAGGCAGA
Messenger RNA from Choloepus didactylus (southern two-toed sloth), 1474 nucleotides. Its product is annotated as olfactory receptor 56A1. Gene Ontology annotation, cellular component: membrane. Bases 4 to 948 code for a protein of 314 amino acids. Gene Ontology annotation, molecular function: G protein-coupled receptor activity; olfactory receptor activity. Gene Ontology annotation, biological process: G protein-coupled receptor signaling pathway. Lineage: Eukaryota; Metazoa; Chordata; Mammalia; Pilosa; Megalonychidae. The transcript has a single exon. The record is from RefSeq and is a predicted model, not a curated record.